UAAUUCUUAUCUUCUAGUUUAGCUUACAAAAUAUUGGCAGAAAGUUGUAGGCGAAUGCUUUGCAUAGCGAGUACAUUGCUAGUUACCGUUUUGACAGAGCACCUCGCUAUGUUCACCUAAGUUGGACCCCCACUAUUCUUUUAAAAAUUGCGCGUUACGGUUUUUCACAUAUCGUGCGUGAGCUUAGUUAGGUUACAUUUAAUUUCACACACGAUCUGUGGCCACCAAGUAAAAGGGAACGAAGUCUUAAAUUUCUAUCCUUGUUUUUGCGCCCAUGAUUAUUGCUUCAAAAGAGGCGAUCAGAGUGGCAGGGUUAUAUCGAUUGGUAAUUUUAUGGCAUUUUAUGGGAUUCCUAAUGCAUUUUUCGUGGUGUUGCAAACCGAAACGCAAACAUAGUAUAUCCUCAUCUUUCAUUGAUGGCAAACCGUACUCUGGUUUAUUGAAUGCUGGCGAAGAUGAUGAAAUGAAAAUAACAGGCUAUCGUCGGUCACGUAGUCGUACAUUGUUAUGUUGGUUAUGUAUUUGCUUGACUGGUGGCUUAUUACGUUUGAUUAUGCAUUGGUGGCGUCAUUGGUACUUAAUUGCUACACAUGUGGUGUGUACUCUGGAGGAAGCUGAUAAGGUAUUGGUUGAAGAAGAUUAUAAAGGAAAACAUAAAAUUUAUUACGUUAAACCAAUAAUACAGUUAGAUUACAAUACUUUAAAACAAGAGCAAAUAAAGAAAACGGAGCGAGAAAGACAUACUAGAAGAAAAAAUGAGGAUGACAUCGCUAAGACUGAAGACGUUGGAUCAAUUCUCGAUAUGGAUGAAAAAAAUUUUCAUUUGUCUUUGCAUUUCUCUGCAGGACAAUUUAAAUAUUACAAAAAUGUCCGUAUGUUUAAUUGCAAACAAUUGCGUUAUGCUUGGAAUGUUCAGACAAAAACCUUUGAUAAGCUGCAUGGGUUAGAUGUCAAUGUAGUUAAUGCUUACUUUUAUCAACAGAAGGGUUUGGGUACCCAAGAGCAAUUGGCUCGUCGCCUAGUCUACGGCAUUAAUGAGAUUACGGUUCCUUAUAAGGAUAUAAAAACAUUACUCUUUCUAGAAGUACUUAAUCCAUUCUAUGUAUUUCAAAUAUUCUCAGUUGUUCUUUGGUUCACCUAUGAUUACUACUACUACGCUUGUGUAAUCGUGUUAAUGUCUGUCUUCGGCAUUAGUAUGUCGAUACUGCAAACUAAAAAAAAUCAAGACGCUCUACAUGAAACUGUGCAAAAUACUGGCUCCGCUUUAAUUGUGACCGAAAAAGGCGGGAUAACCGAAGUGCCUACACAUUAUUUAGUGCCUGGUGAUAUAAUUGAAAUACCACCUGCGGGUUGUACCAUGCAAUGUGAUGCUGUCUUACUAUCUGGUAAUUGCAUUCUUGACGAAUCCAUGUUAACGGGUGAAAGCGUACCAGUUACUAAAACUCCUCUACCUAUGAAACGUGACGUCAUCUUUCAUAAGAAAGAUCAUACUCGUCAUACUUUAUUCUGUGGCACAAAAGUUAUACAAACGCGUUACAUUGGUUCAGAAAAAGUUUUGGCCUCAGUUAUUAAUACAGGCAAUAUAACUGCCAAGGGUGGUCUUAUACGUUCUAUAUUAUACCCGCCUCCAGUUGAUUAUAAAUUUGAGCAAGACUCUUAUAAAUUUAUUGAAUUUUUAGGUUUAAUUGCCCUCAUCGGUUUUGUUCAUACUCUUGUUAGUAAGAUAUUGCGUGGGGUAGAUCCUGUUAAAAUUGCCGUGGAAUCAUUAGAUUUAAUAACCAUUGUGGUACCACCUGCUUUGCCAGCCGCCAUGACUGUUGGUCGUUUCUAUGCUCAAAAACGUCUGGAACGUAGCAACAUCUAUUGCAUCUCGCCACGCUCCAUCAAUGUUGCUGGCAGUAUUGAUUGCUGCUGCUUUGACAAGACCGGAACUUUAACUGAAGAUGGCUUAGAUAUGUGGGGUGUAGUGCCAAAAUCGGCUACUAAUCAAUUCCAAAUACCUAUAAAACAAAUUGAACGUUUGCCUUGUGAUAAGUUUUUAUUUGGUAUGGUGACUUGCCAUAGCAUAACAGUGAUGAACGGUAAAAUCAUGGGCGAUCCUCUCGAUUUAAAAAUGUUUGAAUCCACUGGUUGGAUAUUGGAAGAUCCACAAGAUAUACCUGAUAACCGAAAGUAUGGACUAUUAUACCCUACUAUUGUAAGGCAACCAAAAUUAAGCAAAUGUGAUCAAGAUGCAGAAAAAUAUCCAACGGCAAGAUUAGCUGACCGUCAAUCAUCGGUUGAUGAUUUACUUUCGAACGUGGGUCUAUUGAAUGGAGAAUCUAGUAAUGAUCACGGCAUUGUGCGAGAAUAUCCAUUUACUUCCAAUUUGCAACGUAUGUCUGUGAUUACGCGACGUCUUAGUGAAAAGAACUUCAAUGUUUAUUGCAAGGGAUCGCCGGAAAUGUUGCAACAGCUAUGUUCCCCGAAGAGUAUACCUGAUAAUUAUAGCCAGCAGCUGGCGGCGUUUGCUAAGCAAGGUUACCGGGUAAUAGCAAUGGCCUAUAAAGCUCUUAGUCCAAAAGUAAAUUAUACCAAAGUUCAACGUUUAGCUCGUGAAAAUGUCGAAAGUGAUUUAGAAUUUUUAGGUUUUGUAGUUUUGGAAAAUCGUCUCAAGCCUGAUACUACUGAAGUAAUAGAGGCUCUAAGCAAAGCAAACAUACGCUCCAUUAUGGUAACGGGCGACAACAUAUUGACAGCACUAAGUGUGGCACGUGAUUGCGGUAUUGUAAGUCCUACACAAGCUAUGGUGACCGUUAAUGUCAGAAAUCGUAACCUUGAUAGAGUGGGCGAUAGCAUACAAUCUGAUAGCUAUGAAUUGUAUUACACUUUAGACUUGGGCAGCAAAAACUGCGUGAGCAGUACUAUGGCUAAUGGCGACACUAACGGUAUAAUAAGUAAUUCCACUACCAAAAAUUCUUUGGCUUAUGAUAACAACUACCAUUUACUGAACGGUGAUGUGGCUUCUCUAAACAGCACAGCUUCUAUAACGCUGCCAAAGAGUGAAAACUGCGGUAGCGUUGAGACCAUAGCAACUUGGACUCAUAAUGACGUAGAACUGGGUCUAAAUAUGCCCCUGGAAAGCGAGCCACCGCCUAUUACCACUAUGGAAUGGCGAGAUAAUUAUCGCUUUGCCAUGUCUGGUGGAACUUGGCAAAUUGUUCGCGAUCAUUUCCCUGAUUUAUUACGUAAUUUUUUGACACGUGGUGUCAUUUAUGCCCGUAUGUCGCCUGAACAAAAACAAGCGUUAGUUACGGAGUUGCAAAGUUUGGAUUAUUGUGUCGCUAUGUGCGGUGAUGGGGCUAACGAUUGUGGCGCGUUGAAAGUGGCUCAUACGGGUAUUUCGCUAAGUGAAACGGAAUCCUCAAUAGCCUCUCCCUUCACCUCGCGUAAUUCUACCAUAGCGGCAGUGCCGAAUGUUAUACGCGAGGGUCGGGCUGCUUUGGUUACAUCAUUCGGCAUUUUUAAAUAUAUGGCGGCCUAUUCGAUGGUACAGUUCAUAUCGGUAAUGAUAUUGUACUCAAUCGAUUCGAACUUAACAGACAAGCAGUUUUUGUAUAUCGAUCUGGGUUUGAUAUCAGUAUUUGCGUUCUUCUUUGGUAAAACGGAAGCUUUUGAAGGUCCGUUGGCUAAGCAAGUACCCUUAUCUUCAUUGAUUUCACUGGCGCCCUUAGCUUCUGUAGUCUUGCAUUUACUUGUGGUAAUAGCAUUUCAAGUUGCUGGAUGGUUUCAACUUCAUCAGCAGCCAUGGUUUGUGCCUUUUGAACAUUCUAGCGAUGAGCAUUUGGGUUGCUUUGAAAAUUACACAAUGUUUGCUAUAUCCGGUUUUCAAUACAUUAUUUUGGCUUUUGUAUUUUCCAAAGGUGCCCCUUAUCGCUGUCCUAUAUGGUCGAACAUACCAUUUUGCUUCGCUUUAGUUGUAAAUCUAUCCAUCAUCAUCUACCUCGUAGUAUAUCCGGCUGAAUGGCUAACCGAUUUUUUACAGUUGAUCGUACCAGAAAGCAUGGAUUUUCGUUAUUGGAUGUUAGGUUAUGGUGUAGUGAAUUUUUUAAUCCAUAUAAUGGUGGAAACUGUAAUAGUGGAAUAUAUGCUAUUCAAAAAAUUUCAAGCACGAAGAGAUCAUGACUUGCGUACAUCAAAACGGCGUUAUAUGCAAAUUGAAUAUGAAAUGCAAUUUUAUCGAAAUUGGCCUCAGAUAACAGAAGAGAUUGAAACGUAUGACAAUAAGCAAAUGGAACAAGAUUCGAACCCUACUUACUUUGAAAUCAGUGCGGAACAAAACUUUGACACGCCAACUUUCGGCCGUACCCCGUUAAACAGUUUCUUCGAUGCGGAUUCAGCCCAAGCAACAACAACUGUAGUCACUGGAGCUCAAACGAUACCCUGAACUAAAUUUAGAUAAUAUCACAAUAAGGACGUGAAAUUGAAAAAAAAAA
Molecule: messenger RNA, 4475 nt
Organism: Glossina fuscipes
Lineage: Eukaryota; Metazoa; Arthropoda; Insecta; Diptera; Glossinidae
Gene: anne
Product: probable cation-transporting ATPase 13A3
Exons: 9
Coding region: 275-4426 (1383 amino acids)
Biological process (GO): polyamine transmembrane transport; intracellular calcium ion homeostasis
Cellular component (GO): membrane
Molecular function (GO): P-type ion transporter activity; ATP binding; ATPase-coupled monoatomic cation transmembrane transporter activity
Source: RefSeq, a predicted model, not a curated record